AAAAUGGGGAGUCUGAAGAGAAGUAUAUCAAGCUACCUUAGUUCUGAAAAAUCAAGAAAUGUGCAGUACAGGAGGAAUAUUUCCGUUCCAUGCCCGAUUAGUUAUAACGAAGCUGAAGACGAAGGUUUUGUCGAUGGUGAUGAAUGCGGUGUCCAAGGACAUGCAUUGGAUCAUAACGUUUUAGAAUGUCUUAUGGACGCUUACGGAGCGUUUACAGAAAUAUAUAAGGCGAUUGUAAUACCUAAUGAAAACUUUCAACCACGCCUAUCCGACGCUGAAAUUUUAUUAACAGAUCUUGCUUAUCUCGUAACGGACAGUAAACCAGACGCUUUGCAAACUGUCUAUGACAUUCUUAAAAGAAUAAAGCAAGCAUGUCCGAAUCUGCAACAGCAAAACAUGACCUUUGCAAUGAAGGCUAUCCAAAAUGCAAUCGCUAUUCUACAUGUAAACGAACGCGAUCAUUUGGAUAAUGACGUAAUGAGGACGCACUCGGAACGCGAUCAUUUGGAUAAUGACGUAAUGAUGACGCAGUCGAGAAACAUCAUGGCUGCAGUUAUGAUAAUAAAUAAAUACUUGAACAAUCUGAUACACCGAACAAACAGCGAGCAUAUUUUCUAUUAGAUAAACAUAUCCUGAAAUUAGACAUUUUACAAUAGCAA
Ruditapes philippinarum (Manila clam) is the source of this 659-nucleotide messenger RNA. RefSeq lists its product as uncharacterized. The coding region runs from base 4 to 621 and encodes 205 amino acids. Lineage: Eukaryota; Metazoa; Mollusca; Bivalvia; Venerida; Veneridae. The transcript is spliced from 3 exons. The record is from RefSeq and is a predicted model, not a curated record.